UCUAAGACGAAAUCGAAAUCGCGAGCAAAGAAGUUCUCCGCGGAGACUCUUUUUUCCCCCGUUCCCAUUCCCGUUCCGUUGUGUUGUUCUUAUUAUUGCCGUUAAUUGCCAAAGAAAAUACGAAACGUACGAAAUACGAGCUGCGUGAUCGGAGAUCUAACCUCCCCCCCUCUGUCAUACAGCGUGUCACUGCCAACGUUAAAAAAAAACAAAAACAAAAGGCCACAGUCAGAGGAAGGCCAGAAUCGGUUGACUUUAUACUUUUAUUUAUUUUUGCAUUUUUUUCCCUGUUGUCCUGCUUAAUAUCUGUGUUUGUUAAUUCGAAACGAGUGCUGUGCGCCAAACAAAAUGCAAUUUAAACGCAUUUAAGGAACGAAGAGUACAAAUAAAAUAACGAGCGGAAACACACAGACGCGUACAGAAACGAGUUCAGAAUGGACAUGGAAAUGACGAUGAACCUGGAGACGACGGACAUGCAGAUGGAUGCCCCAGCGGCCACGCAGUCGAUCUACCCGCAUUCGGCGACAUUGUUCGCCGCCAUUAGUGCCUGCGUCUUUGUGACGAUCGGUGUGCUGGGUAACCUGAUCACCCUGCUGGCGCUGCUCAAGAGCCCCACGAUACGGGAGCAUGCCACCACUGCCUUCGUCAUAUCGCUGAGCAUCUCGGACCUGCUCUUCUGCUCCUUCAGUCUGCCGCUGACAGCGGUGCGAUUCUUCCAGGAGAGCUGGACAUUUGGCACCACUUUGUGCAAGAUCUUUCCCGUGAUCUUCUACGGCAACGUGGCCGUUUCACUCCUCAGCAUGGUGGGCAUCACCCUGAACAGAUAUAUACUCAUCGCUUGCCAUAGCCGAUACUCGCAGAUAUACAAGCCCAAGUUCAUAACCCUCCAGCUGCUGUUUGUGUGGGCCGUUUCCUUUCUGCUUUUGCUGCCACCCAUUCUCGGCAUUUGGGGUGAAAUGGGACUGGACGAAGCCACAUUCUCCUGCACGAUCCUUAAGAAGGAGGGACGAUCGAUCAAGAAGACACUGUUCCUGAUUGGAUUCCUGCUGCCCUGCCUGGUGAUCAUCGUCUCGUACUCCUGCAUCUACAUUACUGUGCUGCACCAAAAGAAGAAGAUCCGCAGCCACGACAACUUUCAGAUUGGAGCGAAUGCGGCGGGCAAGGGAUCCUCGGCAGGCGGCUCCUAUGUGACCACCACAAGUACGAGAAAGGCGCGCGAAGACAACCGACUGACCGUAAUGAUGGUCACCAUCUUCCUGUGUUUCCUCAUCUGCUUCCUGCCGCUGAUGCUGGCCAAUGUGGUGGACGAUGAGCGAAAGACCUCGUAUCCCUGGCUGCACAUCAUCGCCUCGGUGAUGGCCUGGGCCUCCAGCGUCAUUAAUCCAAUCAUUUAUGCGGCCAGCAAUCGCAACUACAGGGCGGCCUACUUCAAGAUCUUUGCGCUGCUCAAGUUCUGGGGCGAGCCGCUGUCGACGACGGCAAGUAGAAACUAUCACCAAAGCAAAAACUCCAAGGAGCUGUCGGGCGUGAUCCGCAGCACGCCGCUCUUCCACGCUGUGCAGAAGAAUAGUAUUAACCAAAUGUGCCAAACAUAUUCAGUAUGAUCGAAUCGAAUCAGAGUCGGAAUCAGUGUCGAGUCUUUGCAUUAAGAACUUGUAAUUCGUUUAUCAACUAUAAUUAAUUAUUACCGUUUAAUUUAUAAAUAUACGCAUCGAUGUAUGGCUGCGCUUACAUCAAAGACAAAUAUAUAUACGUAGACCAAUUGAGAAAUGCUAGUGUUUUUCAAUCUCUGUGUAAAGUUCUAAUGAAAAACUGUUUAAAAUUCGAUUAGCAAAUACACUGUCAUAUAAGACGGCCUUCUACUAGAACGCCUAAUCAAGAAACACAUUAAGGAACUACCAGUAGAAACUUUGAAAACCUAAAAUAUUUAUAUCCAUGCUGCUUAUUGAGUGUCUUCCGAUAAAGGAGUGAUGGGUGCACGAAAUCAUUGGUCUGUCUUCCAUAUUUAUAUGAUUAAACAACUUCAAGUUGCAAGUCAGAUUAGCGGAGCUUUUCAAGAGAAUUUACAAGUAACCACCGACCAUAGGCACAUGACAACUAUAGAGGCAAGUACUUUUUGUUUAGUGAACGUCAUUUAGUUAUUAAAAAUCAUAAAGAGAGUAAGCCUCUACUCCUCUAGUUUUCAGCUAGCAAAUGCGCGCCAUUUUCCGGUUCAGUGGACAGCUUACAAAGCUUGUU
This is a messenger RNA of Drosophila kikkawai, 2238 nucleotides long. RefSeq names its product Trapped in endoderm 1 (gene Tre1). NCBI's taxonomy places the organism in Eukaryota, Metazoa, Arthropoda, Insecta, Diptera, Drosophilidae. Gene Ontology annotation, biological process: G protein-coupled receptor signaling pathway. Gene Ontology annotation, molecular function: G protein-coupled receptor activity. Gene Ontology annotation, cellular component: membrane. The record is from RefSeq and is a predicted model, not a curated record.